AUGCCAAAAUUGGAUGACUCAAUCAUAGAGCUGUACAAGGGGGUUGGGAAGCUGCUCAGUAAGUACACCUCCGGCAAGAUGCCAAAAGCUUUCAAGCACAUAGCUUCUGUGCAAUUCUGGGAGGAAGUCUUGUAUUUGACUGAACCUGAGAAGUGGUCGCCAAAUGCAAUGUACCAAGCAACGGGAAUAUUUGCUUCAAAUUUGGGCGUCAAGAAGGUCGAGCGUUUCUACAGGCUUGUCUUGCUGCCACGCGUGAGAGAAGAUAUUCGGAAGAAUAGAAGGCUGCAUUUUGCCCUGGAGGCUGUUAUUGUCGGGAGCAUCAUCGAGAAGAUCUCCAUUCCUCCUCUUCAUUCGAGUGUUGCACUGCUGAAGCUUGCAGAGAUGGAGUACUAUGGUACAACAAGUUAUUUCAUAAAGUUACUGAUUGAUAAGAAAUAUGCACUGCCAUACCGUGUGCUCGAUGCUUUGGUUGCUCAUUUUAUGACAUUCUACGAGGACUCGAGAGUAAUGCCUGUGAUCUGGCAUCAGUCACUUCUUGCCUUUGCACAAAGGUACAAGAAUGAGUUAACAAAGGAGGACAAAAUUAAUCUCAACACUUUGGUUCAAAGGCAAAGGCAUAAAUUGAGUCUGGUUUCUGAGCUUUCCACGUUCAAGAAAGUUUUUCUGUCGGUCCCUUUUCUGGAAACCGAUUUCUAUCGGCAGAGGUGCGGUGUCGGUCCCUUUUCUGAUGUUCGCUGA
This is a messenger RNA of Striga hermonthica, 738 nucleotides long. The record is from the annotation of a GenBank genome assembly. Lineage: Eukaryota; Viridiplantae; Streptophyta; Magnoliopsida; Lamiales; Orobanchaceae.